CAACAUGGCGGCGGGGUCCUAACGCUCUCCAGAGCGGGAGCACCGCGGCGGCCGUGGCGCUGAGGCGGGAUCCGGCCUCUGGAGCGUGGAAGCGAGCUACCCUUCCCGUCCGUUCAGUGUGGUGAGGGGCUGUGCCUGGCGUCCGCAUCCGGCAUGAAGGACUACAGAGCGGUUGGAAAACUAGGCGAAGGGACAUUUUCUGAAGUUGUGAAGAUGCAGAGCCUGAGAGAUGGAAACUACUACGCCUGCAAGCAGAUGAAGCAGCACUUUGAAAGCCUUGAGCAAGUGAACAGCCUUCGAGAGGUACAAGCCCUGAGGCGCCUGAACCCACACCCCAACAUCCUCACGCUGCACGAAGUGGUUUUCGACAGAAAGUCUGGUUGUCUUGCACUAAUAUGUGAACUUAUGGACAUGAAUAUUUAUGAACUAAUACGAGGGAGAAGACACCCACUGCCGGAGAGGAGAAUCCUGCACUACAUGUACCAGCUCUGCCGGGCCCUUGACCACAUGCACAGGAACGGCAUAUUUCACAGAGACGUCAAACCCGAAAAUAUACUAAUAAAGCAGGACGUCCUGAAAUUAGGGGACUUCGGCUCCUGCCGGAGCAUCUACUCCAAGCAGCCGUACACGGAGUACAUCUCCACCCGCUGGUACCGGGCCCCGGAGUGCCUCCUGACCGACGGCUUCUACACGUACAAGAUGGACGUGUGGAGCGCCGGCUGCGUGUUCUACGAGAUUGCCAGCCUGCGGCCCCUCUUCCCUGGGACCAAUGAGCUGGACCAAAUCUCAAAAAUCCAUGAUGUCAUCGGCACGCCCGCGCAGGAGACCCUCACCAAGUUCCAACAGUCGAGAGCUAUGAAUUUUGAUUUUCCUUUUAAAAAGGGGUCAGGAAUACCUCUGCUGACAGCCAAUCUGUCCCCACAAUGCCUCUCCCUCCUGCACGCCAUGGUGGCCUACGACCCCGACACACGGAUCGCUGCCCACCAGGCCCUGCAGCACCCCUACUUCCAGGAGCAGAGGGCAGCAGAGAGGCAGGCUCUGGCUGGCCACAGAAGAGCUGCCUUCCCAGAGCACGCUGGGGCCCCGGAACCACCCAGUCACGGCUGGCCGAUAGCCAAGGAGGGCAAGAAGCAGAAGGCGGCCCUGAAGCAAGAGGACUCGCAGUCCCGGAGAGCAGGCCCAGGCUACGUCACGGAGCUGCCCCCGCUGCAGCUCCCGGGAGUGACCAAACUGUCCUCGCACUCCAGCCCCGCGCUGCCCUCGGCGUUUGCCCGGGGGGCGAGCGGGAAGGGGCCGCUGCUGAGACCCCUGCAGCGCCGCGGGCCCGACAAGCAGAGGGACGCCCGCAAGGACGCGAAGCCUCACCUGAAGCCCUGGCGCCUGCCCGCCAUCGACAGGAAAGGUGGCGGGUGCUGAGCAGCAC
Messenger RNA from Lepus europaeus (European hare), 1423 nucleotides. RefSeq names its product MOK protein kinase (gene MOK). Gene Ontology annotation, molecular function: ATP binding; protein serine/threonine kinase activity. Gene Ontology annotation, biological process: intracellular signal transduction; protein phosphorylation. Lineage: Eukaryota; Metazoa; Chordata; Mammalia; Lagomorpha; Leporidae. Gene Ontology annotation, cellular component: nucleus; cytoplasm. The coding region runs from base 154 to 1416 and encodes 420 amino acids. The record is from RefSeq and is a predicted model, not a curated record. The transcript is spliced from 12 exons.